CCUAUGCAACUUUACCGAUAAGGCUACGGGAUCUCCCUGGUUUUGCUACAUGCCCAAAUCACCGAAACUUAAGUGCAGCGACUGGCGGGAACAUCGAUGUGACUCCAGCACGGCAGGCUGGUAUGAUGCGUCGCUUUUAUCAUCACAUGACAAGUUAACCUUGAUUCCAAAAAGUGAUCUUCCUACGAAAAUUCAGGUCGAAGUCCGAGGAACGAUAAGAAAUUCAUCUGAACCAAAAUCGGCAUCAGAGAAUGCGACCGAAAAAGUUAUAAAUCUUCCCAUCUGUACAAAUGAGUGCAAUAUUGGAAACCUCCUCACCUCUGGCUACUAUUUCAACGACAUUUGGUACAAUCCAUCCUGCAGAAUUCUCAAUUUCCCGCUCGACGAAAUGCGAAAUUGUGUCUCGGGGAAGAAGCUGUAUUUCUUGGGAGAUUCGACGAUCCGCCAGCUCUUCGAGUUCUACGUGGAGCGACUUGGACCAGGAUUAAAGAAGACGCCACCUGGUCCAGAACCACAAUGGCACGUCGGUCCAACGCGGGUGUUAGACCAGGUCUUCAACAUCAGUAUGAUGUUUCGUUUCCAUGCGUACCCGAUAGGGAGGAACGAAUGGGCCACAGUGAAGGACAUCCAUUACAUAGCGAACGAAGUUGACAACAUUGCUGGUGAUGAAAAUUCGGUGGUUGUAAUCUCACUUUGGUCCCAUUUCACCCACCAACCGGAGUGGUUUUUCGCGCAACGAAUGCGAACAAUCAUGGCGGCCGUUGCGCGUCUGCGGGAGCGCAGCCCGUCCACGCUCGUGGUCUUCAAGGGUGCGAACACGCGCGAACAUAUUAGCGAAAAGCAACGUCUGUAUCACUCUGAUUGGCUGGCCAGACGUAUGGAAUACAUUAUACGACGAGAUAUUGCCGAAAACAUAGCUUUCAUGGACUCUUGGAGCAUGUCAAGUGCGCAAUUAAUCGCGGACGAUGUACAUCCAGGAGGUUCACAUGUUAACAACCUAAGUAAUCAGUUAUUAACAUUCAUGUGUGGUACAUAGGAAUUCAUAUUCGAACUCACUAUGCAAGUGUUAUCUCGCAAUUUUCAUAAUUUAUUGUCCGUAGAGACGGGUAGCCCGAGGGUCUCAGGCAAUACUUUAAGCAUGCGUGGCCAAGAAAACGCGUACAAAGAAGGUGUUUUUUUAUUUUUAUAGAUUGGACGCGGUCCGCGUGGUGCCGCAAUAAGGGGUUAGAAACUGUCAAUUUUGGGUCAUUUUAAAGAAAACUGGUACUUUUUCAAAAUGGUUUAAAAUCCUGCUGUACACGCCGGUAUACGCAUUAACGGGUAUAUUUCUAGCCCUUAGGGCCGGACUGGGGAAGAAGAAGUAGGCCUAAUAACUGCCUAUUGGCCUACAGCUGGUCCCUUAUAUUUUGUUUUACAUAUAUAAACUCAUUUGGAAGUGUACAGGUUGAUGUUAUUGCUUCUAUGUUGAACAAAACCUGUUACAUUGUGAGAUUAUGUAGGCAUGCAGAUGAUACCACUUUAACUCUAAGUGGAAGUAUUGUAGCUGAGGUUAAACAAAAACUUUAUUUCGCAUUACAAGGAUUAAUGUAUGGAUUAAUAAUAAAUAAUAAUAAUUAACCGUUCUUGUAUAACGCAUAACACAUAGUAAUAAAACAUGUCCCUGAGCACUCUAAAGAAAAACACAACAGAAUACAAAGACAAGAUGUACUGGGUAACAGACAAAAACCGCCUUGUAAUAAA
Messenger RNA from Strongylocentrotus purpuratus (purple sea urchin), 1740 nucleotides. Its product is annotated as NXPE family member 3-like. The record is from RefSeq and is a predicted model, not a curated record. The coding region runs from base 50 to 1036 and encodes 328 amino acids. The transcript is spliced from 3 exons. NCBI's taxonomy places the organism in Eukaryota, Metazoa, Echinodermata, Echinoidea, Camarodonta, Strongylocentrotidae.